GAAUUAAGAAAAAAAAAUUGAAGAAACAGAAAAUACGUACAAAAGUUGAACAGAGAAAGGAGUAUAUAUACUUUCGAGGAAGAUUUUUCAAUAUUUCGUUAGGAACUAAACGAUUAUGGGAUAAGCGCAUAGAAGAGCGCAUUUCUACGAUAUGGAAUAAUAUCGACGGGUUCGUAAAUGAACGAAGCUGUGUCAGCGUAUUCGUGUCCUGAUCGUCGAUAUAGCCGUAAUUCGCAGUUAUAUGGUACAACGUGAUAUCAGGCGCCGUUCGAUUAUCGAAAGUACGACUUUUGGAAUAUGAUGACGUAGGAAAUCGGUGUUCACGUUCGUUACUCUUUCGGUUAUCCAGUAGUAAAAGAACCCGCCAUAAUAGCGCCAUUUUGGCGGGAGGUAAAAUGAAAAAUGAGCGGGAAGCUUAACGUGAGAAAAGCUUCUAGAAAACGCAAAUGACUUUCUUGCGUUUGCCAGGAAAGUGUUUGGAAACGAUGGAUGGAGGUGCGAGGGGAUUCGAAAAUAACUUCGUCCUGUGGAUAUGAGAAUGAGAAAGAGAGAGAAAGAGGAAGAGGGAGAGAUAGUCAUCACUCCGCUGGUACUCUCGCAUGCUUUUGCUUUUACGAGUCCAGUGUGUUUCGAUAGACGAAGAACGCGUGUUUCACCUUUUCAACACGAAGGGAAAAGAGGGAGAGACGUGUACGAGAUUUUGCGGACGAUGUAGAUAUAUUCGGAGGAAUUUCGUAGCAAAAAUAACUAUGGUAGGCCAACGGUGGCUACCCCCGGCAUCAAGAUACUUCAUCAGAAGAAAGUGGAAAAAGAUAAGAAAAAUAUGUCUGGGCAGAAAGUGAAAUACGUGAACAAGCAAUUCAACUCUCCUAUCAACUUGUAUUCACCGCAAGCUAUACAGGAGACUUUGGAGAGGCAAACUCAGGUUCUGGCUAAUGGAGCAGUCGGGAUCGACUUCAAUCAACUGGCCAAGCCGGCAAAUUUACAAAACAGCGCUGUUCUACGUAUGCUCGAAGAGGAGGAAGCAAGACAACGAGGUGGUCAACCAAAUUUGAAACGUGUUGCUUGGCCACCACCUCCUGAAGAUCAAGAUCUUGACUUCGUUGAACAAGGACCUGUACAAGCGAAGACCCGUGGUAUCGGUGAGGUUCCCUCGUACCAGAGCAGUCCUUCAUCAGGUCCAUCACCCCAACCACCGUCAACGAUAGCUCGUUCAUCGACUCAGAGUGUCCUUCCAUCAUCUCCGUCGCCAUCGAUCAGUCCAAGUGGAACACUUCUACGACAACCAUCGCAUUUUCAACAACCAUUUGCACCUAAAGGUUGGGCACCUGUUACACCACCUGCUACUUCACCUAUACUACAACAACAUCCUCUUCAAACUUGGUCUAAUCAACCACAACCACAACAACAACAACAACAACAACAACAACAACAACAACAACAACAGCAACAGCAAGCUCAGACUACAUGGAAGCAGCACUCUCAAGAGCAUAACGAGCGAACGAGACAACAGAAUCAACCGUAUCAAUCUUACGGUCCUGCAUCUUACGAAGCACCACCGUCUACUAUUGUUCUUAGACCGGAGCCUCCGAUCUCACAGGCACCAGCACCGGUGUACCAAGCACAACCUGCUGCAACGAAAGCUCCAAUCAGUGGUAACAUGAGAGGAGAUCUCAAAUGGCCACCACCUUCCGUAAAAGCACAAACGGAAGCUGAGAAUAGAGCCAGGAUGGAAUUGGCUAAAGGACCUGCAUUCAGGCCACGCCGAGUUAACAAGGAUUACAGCGGAUUUUUUGCUCAACAUGCUCUUAACAAUAGCUAUCCAGGUUACAGAGCUCCACCAGGAACUCAAUACUUUACUCCAUCUUAUCAACAUUAGCAGAGGCAUUCUAUAAUAUAUUCGCAUUAUAUUUUCGCCUUAAUAUUAUAUAGAUUUUUUUUAGGAUAUCUGCGCAAAUUCUGAUAAUGCCAAUCGACGAAUUACUUGAAAUGAAGUUUCACGUUUCUCAGGUUCUUUUUUUUUUUUUUCUUUUUUUCUUUUCAAAAUUAGAUUCAUCGAGAGAAAUGAUAUGACUGACUCUUUAUUGAUGAAUUAUUUUAUUUAACAUAAUUUUAAUAUAUUACUCAUCUCUUUUCAUAUAGAUAGGUCUUGGCAAGCUCGUUGUACAGAUUUCCUGUGUCGAGAAUAUAUAUAUACAUAUACAUAUAUAUAUACAUAUACAUAUAUAUAUAUAUAUAUAUAUAUAUAUAUGUAUAUGUAUAUAUGUAUGUAUGUAUCUAUUUACAGAGACUGACCGACCCGUAAAUUAUCAUAAUUUUACAUCAUUCUAUCUUUCUUUUUUUCUUUCCUUUCUUUUUUCUUUUUUUUUUUUUUUUCUUUAGUCGCAUAAACAUUUUGAUAAGAAAAAAAAAUUAUGAAACAAAUUUAUGCACAAGUAUGCUUUCUACGUUUCUUUUUCUUUCGUGUUGACACUUUUAGAGAUCAUGACAUAUAUAUAUAUACGUUUUUAAAUGAAAAAGUUCAUAGCAAAAUGAUAUGCGAAAAUUGAAUGCCCGAAUAAUGCUAGAAAUAAACAAAGAAUAUUUAAACGAUCAAACGAUAUCGAAUUAAUAUAUAGAAUAAUAUCAAUAGACGAACGAGAUAUUCGAAUGUUAUAUAAUUAAUUAUAUUAUGGAAUCGAAGAAAACACAUUAACGCACUAAAGCAUAAUUUGAUGUCGCAUAGUAGUUUUUUUUUCUUUUUUAUUUUUUUUCUUUUUCUUUUUUUUUUUUCUUUUUUUCUUUUUUUUUCUAUAAAACGUAUCUCUUUUUAUAAUAAAAUUUGGCACUAACGUGUCUAUGAAUAACUAACGAUACGUUUGUAAUUAUGUAAUUUAUUGUUGUGGAGAGAUAAAUAAAAUGAUCUUUACAAA
This is a messenger RNA of Vespa crabro (European hornet), 2912 nucleotides long. Its product is annotated as alpha-protein kinase 1-like. Lineage: Eukaryota; Metazoa; Arthropoda; Insecta; Hymenoptera; Vespidae. The transcript has 9 exons. The coding region runs from base 824 to 1879 and encodes 351 amino acids. The record is from RefSeq and is a predicted model, not a curated record.